AUGUAUCUCCGCUCCUUACCCCGUGCAGCGAAAGCUGCCAGCGUCUGCAGCUCGAAACAAGCCACGACGUGCGUCCGAAGCUAUCAGACGACCGCUGCUCGCCUUGCGCCAUCCUUCUCCGCCGCUCACCAUGGUCCCAUGACCAGCCAGUCCCAGUCGCGCGGUGCUCACGCCAUUUCCAACCCUACAUUGGCCGGAAUUGAGAAGAGAUGGGAGGGAAUGCCACCACAAGAGCAGGCUGAGCUUUGGAUGCAGCUGCGAGAUCGCAUGAAGGUUCCGUGGCACGAGUUGACAUUACAGGAAAAGAAAGCUGCCUGGUGGAUUGCGUUUGGUCCUCACGGUCCUCGAGCUGAGACACCUCCCGGAGAGUGGUCAAAGGUUUUGAUUUAUUCCGCCAUUGGUGUCGCCAUCUCAUCCGCCCUCUUCUUCACUAUCCAUUCCUUCGCACGGCCGCCUCCUAGGACUAUGACCAAGGAGUGGCAGGAGGCUACCAACGAGUACCUCAGAGCCGAGAAAUCCAACCCCAUUUACGGUAUCAGCAGCGAGGGCUACAAGGGCAAGGGUCACGUUCAGAGCAAGUCUGCGAAGUCACAGGGAAUCGUAUUGGAGCCAGAAGAGUAG
Cyphellophora attinorum is the source of this 621-nucleotide messenger RNA. RefSeq names its product Cytochrome c oxidase polypeptide 5, mitochondrial. Lineage: Eukaryota; Fungi; Ascomycota; Eurotiomycetes; Chaetothyriales; Cyphellophoraceae. The coding region runs from base 1 to 621 and encodes 206 amino acids. The record is from RefSeq and is a predicted model, not a curated record. Gene Ontology annotation, biological process: mitochondrial electron transport, cytochrome c to oxygen. The transcript is spliced from 3 exons.